Symbiodinium sp. CCMP2592 is the source of this 1104-nucleotide messenger RNA. The record is from the annotation of a GenBank genome assembly. Lineage: Eukaryota; Dinophyceae; Suessiales; Symbiodiniaceae.
AUGCCGAUCCGCCUGUCCUCGGCCAGGCGAGCAUGCUCGACGUUGCUUGGAGAAGUUUGGCAGUGUCACCUUCUGAGAACCCUUGUCGCAUUCCGGCUGACUGCGUCGGUGCGGACAGGUAUCGACGUGUCUUCUUGUGCCGAGGCCAAGGAGGCUGUUCGACGUUGCAAUCGGUGCAAAUUCUUGAAGAACAAGGACAAAUGGUUUGGCCGACUGCUGUACCGUGACGGUGAUGUGCAGAGCACUUGGCUUUGCGAAGCACCGCCGACCCAGGCUUGGGGCCUAGGCUGCAAGCUGUGCCGGGCGAAAUGUGCAGCCCCAGAGCAGUCCUCCUCGCCCUUCGUACGGUUCACGAAGGGAUCCGUCUGCAGGGAAGCGCCUCCUACGCAACUCAUGGUUUUUACUUUCUGGGCAUCUCGUCUUUCCUUUGCCUUCUCAUCUGAGGUGCCUCUUACUCGUUUCGGAGAUGUUCUUCAGCUUCAAGAUUUAAAGCGCCACGAGGAAACCGACCUCCACGUCAGCAGCCUCUUGGUCGAGCAGCCCGUGGAGGCCGUUUCUGCGAAGGCCGAUGCCACGGCUCCGACUGCCGGCCAGGUUCACUUGGCCAUUCAGGUCCUAAUGGAGCCCCGCAGCGGGCAAUCCGUCGGCUACGCCUCGCGGUGCGAGCUGGCUCAUCGUUCAGACCCAGGUAACUUCCCGCUACAAAGAGCAUCCCCGUGUGAGCACUCGAAGAUCAUUUCAGCGCUGGCAGCCGUCUACACGGUGGACGGCGAAAGGGCAGAGGGCCAGAGGAAUCAUGCCUUGCUUGUGUACGACAACGAGGUGCUGCAUGCACAGCGCUCAGAGGUGUUGUCGCCCUCAAACAUUCGACUUCUUGCCCUCGCCACCGAGUGGCUGACGAUGGCAAGCCGGUUCGUGCACGAGUACGAUCGGGGAAGCACAAAAGAAGGUGCAGAGCCUGCCCAAACCUCUGCCGUCGCCAAUGUUGCCCGCUGCUCUCGCCUCACGCUGGCCCUUGAGCAGGACCACGCAGGGCUUUCGGUGUCUUGCCAGUUCUUCUUCAGCGGCGGACUUGCUGUCUCAUUCUUAAGCCCGAGGACUUGA